Molecule: messenger RNA, 1313 nt
Organism: Sphaeramia orbicularis (orbiculate cardinalfish)
Lineage: Eukaryota; Metazoa; Chordata; Actinopteri; Kurtiformes; Apogonidae
Product: golgin subfamily A member 7-like
Exons: 6
Coding region: 77-508 (143 amino acids)
Biological process (GO): Golgi to plasma membrane protein transport; peptidyl-L-cysteine S-palmitoylation; protein targeting to membrane
Cellular component (GO): palmitoyltransferase complex; Golgi stack
Source: RefSeq, a predicted model, not a curated record
GUUCCGACCCGGAAAGGUUACCGCGUAGUACAUGCUAAAGGCUGCUAGCGGAAAAUAAACAGAAAGCUUGUUGAACAUGGCAGAGACUCACAGCUUGCAGGACAUGAGGCAGCAGGCAGCCAUCGCUGCCAAAGUCUUCAUCCAGAGAGAUUACACCAAUGGUACCAUUUGCCAGUUUCAGACCAAGUUCCCCUCUGAAUUGGAGACAAGGAUUGACAAACAGCAGUUUGAGGAGACAGUGCGGACGCUGAAUAACCUUUACGCCGAGGCGGAGAAGCUCGGGAGCCAGUCUUAUAUUGAAGGAUGUCUGGCUUGUCUCACAGCGUACACAGUCUUCCUAUGUAUGGAGACUCACUAUGAGAAGGUUUUGAAGAAGAUCGCAAAAUACAUUCAGGAGCAGAAUGACAAAAUCUACGCGCCGAGGGGCCUUCUCCUCACCGACCCCAUUGAAAGAGGCCUGCGAGUCAUUGAGGUUACCAUCUUUGAAGACCGAAGCCUCACCAGAUAAAAGUUGCCAAGAAGCUGUACGUUUGGUGGAGUCACAUGGUGUUCAGCAGGACCAGGACCAGUGCCCACCACCCCAUGGACGACCCAGACCUACACCCUUAAUACUGCGUAUCUACAAUCUAGUACUCUUACUAUCACGUGCAUGUUCCUCUCCUCUUUAAACCAUCCUCUUUCGAUCGCUUUAAGUCCGUUUUUACCGACUGUCACGAACCUGAAGAGGAAAGCCAUCUCCCACGUUCAUCCGGCACAACAAACUCUUACAUAACCAUGACCGUAUGUAUGUUUUGAGUCAUUUUUUUACGCACUCCUUUUUGAGUAAUAAAGACAACACACAGGGUAGCUUAUUUCUACAACACUGAUUCAACUAAAUAACAAAACUCGGGUCAUUACUGUGAUUUUGCUGCGUGCGCUGUACUCCUUUCGGUUUGCGUUUUAUGUGUUUUCGCGAGGCUGCUUAGUCGCUAAUUAUCACGCAUGUAUCCUUUAAAGGUUUAACUUUAAAAUAAACUGCUGAACAUUCCAGUUAAACUGUCGAAGAUUCUGAACUUACAGCACAUUGUACAAUUUAUGCUUUUGGGUUUUUUUUAAAUACCAAAACCUGUGCUCGCUCUGUUGUGCAUAUAUUAUUAUUGAUAUUAUUAAUAUUAUUACUACUAUUUCUUAAGUCACUGUUAUUUUUAUUUUGUAAACUGUGCAAUGCAUAGUGUUCGGUGACUACUGUUGAUUUUCGACUGAUGUCUGACGAGCAUAUGUUCGUGUGUGGUGAGAUUGCCUUUGACAGAAGUAUUAAAAGUGCUCUUGUUAGC